This is a messenger RNA of Symsagittifera roscoffensis, 1135 nucleotides long. RefSeq lists its product as uncharacterized. The coding region runs from base 246 to 1043 and encodes 265 amino acids. Lineage: Eukaryota; Metazoa; Xenacoelomorpha; Acoela; Convolutidae. The transcript is spliced from 5 exons. Gene Ontology annotation, biological process: intracellular iron ion homeostasis. Gene Ontology annotation, cellular component: cytosol; nucleus. Gene Ontology annotation, molecular function: 2 iron, 2 sulfur cluster binding. The record is from RefSeq and is a predicted model, not a curated record.
CAACAAAUGCUUUCGUCCAAUGAAUUUUUUUAGAAUGUGAUUGGUGCGGUCAAAAUAAGAGAUCACUGGUUUAGCAAUUUUGACAAAAAAGAGAGCAUGACAGUUCUGAACGAGCUGACACUUUUUAUUGAUAAUAACGUGCAUUUGGUCAAAUAUCCUCCAAUAGUUGGCUCGAUUCUUUUUACAUGUGUGCUCGGCUACAGAUACAGGCAUCUGGCGAAGCAGUUGUCGUCAACAGAUGAAAUAUGGUCAUGUAUGAAGCAGUUCGAGAAGGAGGUGAAAUUCAGAGCAAUUGUUGUCAAAAGGGGAGGCAAAACCGGUUCUCAGUUGUUCAUCUGCCUCUUGCUAUGUCUUGGAGGAAGAGAACCGAUAUGUCGAAAUACUUUGAAGUUGAAUUAUUUGGUGUUGAUAUUGCAUCGAAGAAAAGCAACACCUUCAUUGACAGUGUGAUCCAAUCCAAUCAGAAAGUUUUAUUCACACCUCAGGGUAUCAUAAAUGACUCCAUGUUGAAGGCAAACGUCCUAUAUCGGCCCAAGUUUUGGUAUCCAUUUCGCCGAGAUCUGAGCACCGAGCUUGUUAAACGUGGAUUAGCCCGUACAGCUUUCUGCCCUUCAGUUCAAUUUACUAAUACAAUUUAUACCUCUUCUGCCUUGGAUAGUUUGAAGCGACUGCAGAGUUUCGAACGCGAAGCCGAAAGAAAACGGGUUGGAAUCUGGGAGGGAAAAAAAAGUUUGCGCAGCCAAUUUAAACGACUUUUCAGUGGUGCUAGCGACAUGGGCGAAGAAAUCACAGUCGCGUCUUUGGAGAAGAAACUUCUCUCAGAUAAUGAACUAGGAGCAUCACAUGUUGAGCUGACAGACACUUCAGGAGGGUGUGGAGCCAGUUUUAUGGCUCUGGUUGUCUCCGAGAAGUUCCAGGGACUCAAGCUACUCCAGAGACAUCGCCUUGUCAAUCAGGCGUUGGCUGAAGAAUUGAAGAUUAUACACGCUUUCCAAAUGAAAACAGUUACUAAAGAGGAGUUCGAGAAACUGAAGUCCGGGUAAACUUUGGUUCGUUUCCGACAUAAUCGGACUUUUAGUUUUGAAAACUGAUAUUGAACAGACUGAUAAUUGUGUAAUUAACUGGCAAAACUUUG